CAAACUCCUGGGCAGAUAGAAUUUACAAAAUUAAAAUUAAGCAUAUUAAAAGAAAAUAAUUUGACACAUUCAUGCGUGUAUUCAAAAACUUAUCUGUUAGUUAAUUUCUUAAUCGUAAAGGUUUUGUAAGAGCAGUAACUAAACCGACGAUACCGUUGUGUUUGAGUCGAAUAAACCGCUCAAUAUUCAAACGGAUAUUUCUAAAGGUACAUUCAGAAGCCAAUCCCAAGUUUUCAGUUUCCAAGAUUAUCAGCUUGUGGUACAUAUACAUUUUUUCCACGUUCGUGGUUGGUAACAGUGUAAAACAUCAUCAAUAACAACAAGCACUGCACAUUAUACAUCUGAACAUUGUAUUUUGAAUUAGUGUGAAAACGAUGGCUCUAUCUCAAAAACGUGUCAUAGUAUUUGUGUCAGCUGUAGUAAUGGUGUCAGUUUCAUGGGUGAAUGGACAGCUUGGUGGUAGCAGCAGCAGCAGCAGCAACACAAACGAUAGAGAAUUCACGUUACCAUCCUGCUUCAAACAUGUUGCAGACGAUCUCAUCUUGAGGUUGAACGCGGCCAAGUCAAAGAACAAAGAUGUUUUGGAUAACUUGUUUGACAACAUCAACAACAUGAAUGACGUAUACAACGACCUACUCAGUCAGAUAGAUGAUCUUCAUAGAAAACUGAAUGACACUCUGACGCUGCUCAAACAACCUCUUGAAAGCAUGGUACCCAGAGGCGACACGGGAGCACAAGGAGCAAAAGGGCUUCAAGGUUUUACGGGGGCCACAGGACUUCAAGGACCACAAGGUUCACGAGGCACGCCUGGAAGCAACGGAUCAGUUGGAGACACGGGAUACACUGGAGGAACUGGAUUCAUUGGGGCUACGGGAUCAAGUGGUCUACGAGGAGCCACCGGAGAAAGAGGAUUAACGGGAAGGAACGGAAGAGUGGGAUUCACGGGCAACACCGGAGCUUCAACGGGUUUCCAACGACCGUCCACAAACAAUUCUAAUGGCAAUAAUGGGAUGAUCGUCUGAACGAACUGCAACUGCUUCAACCACGAACAUUUCCGUUUUGCAUGUGGUUUCACUCCUAUUAUGCUUAAUAAUAUAAAAAGUAGAAAGUAAUUUUUAUUGUAACCUGGAUUUGAUAAUGUAUCAACUAGUAUUAUACAGGUUUGGUUGUAGAAUUUUUUAAUGUUUUUAAACAUUAUUUCUCAAAAAAUAAAAUUCAAUGUCAA
Molecule: messenger RNA, 1225 nt
Organism: Helobdella robusta
Lineage: Eukaryota; Metazoa; Annelida; Clitellata; Rhynchobdellida; Glossiphoniidae
Exons: 2
Coding region: 375-1022 (215 amino acids)
Source: RefSeq, a predicted model, not a curated record